UACACGCAGCCAAUGAGGGCAGGAGGGAGUGCCCACAACAACCGAGAGGCGGUCCGCGUCGGCACAGACACAGCACACCUUCAGAUGGGGAUGAAGUAGCAGCGGCAGUCGAGCAACACAGAAAGAGCAGCGUCUGAACCGCGGAUCCGGAGGUUUUCUUCACUUGGGGGGGGGACAGGUGACCGACCGCUCCCGCGUCCUUCGGUGGAAAUUACUGCUCGUACACCCUCCAGGCACGCGCACCCUCCGAUUCCCACAAUAGAUGUGACUGAACUACAUUUCUGUCUGAUCAUCUAAGCCCGGCACACCAACAUGGAAAAUGCGCACACUAAAUCGGCGACUGAAGUUUUAGACAACUUCGGUGUGAACGAAAACACUGGGCUGACUCUCGAACAGGUCAAAGCCAACCUGGAGAAAUAUGGACCGAACGAGCUCCCAGCUGAAGAAGGCAAGUCCCUGUGGGAGUUGGUGGUGGAGCAGUUUGAAGACCUCUUGGUGAGGAUCCUGCUGCUGGCUGCCUGCGUCUCCUUUGUGUUAGCUCUGUUUGAAGAAGGAGAGGAGACAACCACCGCCUUCGUAGAGCCGAUUGUUAUUCUUCUUAUCCUCAUCGCCAAUGCUGUUAUUGGGGUCUGGCAGGAACGGAAUGCCGAGAAUGCCAUUGAGGCUCUGAAGGAGUACGAACCUGAGAUGGGAAAGGUGUAUCGCAUGAACCGCAAGGCGGUCCAGAGGAUCAAAGCCAGAGACAUCGUCCCAGGAGAUAUAGUGGAGGUGGCAGUUGGUGACAAGGUGCCUGCUGACAUCAGAGUGACCUCGAUAAAGUCCACCACCCUGCGCGUGGACCAGUCCAUUCUCACAGGAGAGUCUGUGUCUGUCAUCAAACACACCGACCCUGUUCCUGACCCUCGAGCCGUCAACCAGGACAAAAAGAACAUGUUGUUUUCUGGCACAAACAUUGCUGCCGGUCGUGCCAUAGGUGUCGUCGUUGCUACGGGUGUCUCGACAGAGAUCGGGAAGAUCCGUAAUCAGAUGGCGUCGACGGAGCAAGAGAAGACACCGCUGCAGCAGAAGCUGGACGAGUUUGGCCAGCAGCUCUCAAAGGUCAUCUCCCUGAUCUGCGUGGCUGUGUGGGUCAUCAACAUCGGCCACUUCGGAGACCCGGUCCACGGGGGCUCCUGGGUUCGAGGGGCCAUCUAUUACUUUAAAAUUGCCGUGGCCCUGGCAGUGGCCGCCAUCCCCGAGGGCCUGCCGGCCGUCAUCACCACCUGCCUGGCCCUCGGCACGCGUCGCAUGGCUAAGAAGAACGCCAUCGUCCGGAGCCUGCCGUCUGUGGAGACCCUGGGCUGUACCUCCGUUAUCUGCUCUGACAAGACGGGCACCCUCACCACCAACCAGAUGUCUGUGUGCAGAAUGUUCAUCCUAGACAAGGUGGAGGACUCCAGCUGCACCCUGCACGAGUUCUCUAUAACUGGUUCUACGUAUGCCCCUGAGGGACAAAUACUCAAAGACAACAAGCCUGUCCAGUGUGGAGACUAUGAUGGACUUGUGGAGUUGGCCACCGUGUGCUCGAUGUGCAAUGAUUCUUCACUGGACUAUAACGAGGCCAAAGGGGUUUAUGAGAAGGUGGGCGAGGCCACAGAAACAGCUCUCACCACCUUGGUCGAGAAGAUGAAUGUCUUCAAGACGGAUCUGUCUGGACUCACCAAGGUGGAGCGUGCCGGUGCCUGCAACUCAGUUAUCAAACAGUUGAUGAAGAAGGAGUUCACCCUGGAGUUCUCUCGUGACCGCAAGUCCAUGUCUGUCUACUGCACCCCUGUCAAGCCCGGGUCCCAGAGCAAGAUGUUCAUCAAGGGUGCGCCCGAGAGUGUGAUAGAGCGGUGCGAGUACGUACGGGUGGGAAACAGAAAAGUGACGCUGACACCAGCCGUGCGCGACCAGCUCAUGUCUAAGAUCAGAGAAUGGGGGACGGGCAAGGACACCCUGCGCUGCCUGGCGCUGGCUACGCACGAUACUCCGCCACGCAAGGAAAACAUGGAGCUGGAGAAUUCCAGCAAGUUUGCAGAAUAUGAGCUGGGGCUCACAUUUGUUGGCUGUGUGGGCAUGCUCGACCCACCCAGGAAGGAAGUGAUCGGUUCAGUGAAACUGUGCAACGAGGCAGGUAUCCGUGUUAUCAUGAUCACAGGGGACAACAAGGGCACGGCCGUGGCCAUCUGCAGACGGAUUGGCAUCUUUGAAGAGGACGAGGACGUGACGAGAAAGGCCUAUACAGGCCGCGAGUUUGACGAUCUACCACAGGAGGUGCAGAGAGACGCCGUCAAACGGGCACGGUGCUUUGCCCGCGUGGAGCCGGCUCACAAGUCCAAGAUCGUCGGAUACCUGCAGUCGUUUGACGAGAUUACAGCCAUGACAGGUGAUGGUGUGAACGAUGCCCCGGCCUUGAAGAAGGCAGAGAUCGGCAUCGCCAUGGGAUCCGGUACAGCUGUGGCAAAGUCAGCGUCUGAGAUGGUGCUGUCUGACGACAACUUCUCCACCAUCGUAGCUGCUGUGGAGGAGGGCAGAGCCAUCUACAACAACAUGAAGCAGUUCAUCAGAUACCUCAUCUCCUCAAACGUGGGAGAAGUCGUGUGCAUCUUCCUGACAGCCAUCCUGGGUCUGCCUGAGGCUUUGAUUCCAGUCCAGCUGCUGUGGGUUAACCUGGUGACUGAUGGCCUGCCUGCCACCGCCCUGGGCUUCAACCCCCCAGAUUUGGACAUCAUGGAUAAACCACCCCGCAACCCUAAGGAGCCACUCAUCUCUGGCUGGCUCUUCUUUAGAUACCUGGCCAUUGGAGGAUAUGUGGGUCUGGGAACAGUGAGUGCAGCCACAUGGUGGUACCUGUUUGAUGAGGAGGGCCCACAAGUGUCUUUCUAUCAGCUGCGACAUUUCAUGCAGUGCACUGAGGACAACCCCAUGUUCAAAGAAAUAGACUGCGAGGUGUUUGAAUCUCGCUACCCCACAACCAUGGCGCUGUCUGUGCUGGUCACCAUCGAAAUGUUCAACGCGCUCAACAGUUUGUCUGAGAACCAGUCCCUGCUCAGGAUGCCUCCCUGGGUCAAUAUUUGGUUGCUGGGAGCAAUCAUCCUCUCCCUCUCCCUCCACUUCUUAAUCCUCUACGUCGAGCCUCUGCCACUCAUCUUCCAGGUGACCCCUCUGCAUUGGUCCCAGUGGACUGUGGUCCUGAAGAUUUCCUUCCCAGUCAUCCUACUGGAUGAGGCUUUGAAAUAUUUAUCCAGGAACCAUCUGGAAGCCUAAACUCUUUUAAUCUCACCUUCUGUAAAAAGGUGAUGAGGAGAAGAAGUAUCGGAGGAGAUGGCAGCUGAACUAAGACCUCUCCCUCAACACACUCACACAGUUAGACACACAGCUACCCUCUUCCCAUUUUUAAGCUAGGAAACGUUUCUCUCCCCUGCCCUCGUUCCCCACUUCUGCAUGUCCAACAAACCACCACUAGAAAUGAGGGGUGGCUUGCAUGAGAAUGAGUGUGAGAAAGUGAGAGCGCUUGUGCUCCUGCAAGUAAGUGUGUGUGUGUGUGUGUGUGUGUGUGUGUGUGUGUGGGAGGACACAGACGGAUGCAGACCUGUCUUUAUAGUUGCAAGAGCAAGAAACAACUGCAGAAAAGAAAAAUACAACUGGGCUCUGCUUUUUAAAGGUUUCUGCUCAUCUUUUUGUUGUCUGUACAGUACAAACAUAGUGGUGGACUUCUGGGGGGAGAGGGGAGGAUGGGGGAACAGACAUUGAUAAUACUGGGUGGGGUGGGGGUGGGAGUUGGGGUUUUAAAAUCAACACAGAGACUGAAAGAGAGACUGAGAGGAGAAGAACCAGAUGGACACACUGACAAAAAAGCAAAAGCAUCAAGGAAAGGACGAGGAAGGUGAGAACAGCCUGGAGGCGCUGUGAGGAGAGAGCCACGGUACCCACGCGUGUCCACAGAAGCAUCAUUAUCAGGAGGCGCUGCCCAGGCUUCUGCCAUCACACUACUGGCAGUGAAUUCCAGCCAGCUCUGGCCUUAUCAGCACAACACAACUGUUUCUCUGGCCAGUUUGUCACAGCGCUGCUCCUUCAUCACUCUUCUGUCGUUUAUGCUCAGUUCCUCUCCUUCGGCCUGUCUCUGCUCUCUCUUUGUCUCUUUCUCGCUCUCUGUGUGAGGAGGCAGCUGUGGGCCCGGGGUCGUGACUGUCGGGCUCUUUGGUGGGGUUGGGGUCGCUCCGCCUAAAGGUGUGAAUAGCUUUACGCUGCUUGGCUGCUUCCUUUGGCUCUAAAUUCGAGGGGCUGAGGUCGGCUCACACACUGGGCAAAGAAACGAAAUUUUAAAAAGUCAAACAGCAACCAAACCAGCAAAUCGGUAGAGUAGUUGUGAUCCAGCCCACUCAGCUGGCCCUCUUUAGCUUCACUAUAAUGUCCUUCUGCUUCUUUGCUGCCACUGGAAAAUCUCUGCGAGUCAUUUCAUGUAAAGGUUAAAGGUGGACGGGAAACUGAUGCUUCAGGAUUCCUGCGUCAUGCCUUUAAUCCGCUGUGUCACACCCUGAACCAGCGCUGAGGUGUGUGUGCGUUAUAGCCUUACUUGAAUAAAGUUGUCUAAUUUGAUGUGAUAGGCUUUUUCCCCCCGUCUGAAUCGCACAAACGAUGUAGUUUAAAGUAAGUUAGAGAAGUAAGUGGCUCGUCCCAGCGUCACGUGGACAUUAACAGUGUAGAUAUUAAGCACAUCCAUGCCUUACACAGCCCACUGCACCUCCACAUUAAACAUGUGGUCCCGAUGAAUGUGUUUGCUGACCUUUAAUGAGCUCGUUACCCAUCACUACCACUUUGCACUCGCAUGGCCGGACCGUGAUUCUCACACUGAUCAUGUGAAGUCUUAAAGACUCUGAAUGUGGCGUGUUUUUUGGUUUUCUUGUUCUGCUUUGUGCGCUGCUCCCUCAGCUCCUCCUGCUUUCUCAGUGCUAUAGCAUUUCAUUUGGGUGUUUUAUAAUUCUUAAUAAUAAUAAUGUGUUUGACUGAAUGAACCCGCAGGGUUUGGAUUGUGUCUUUUAAGUCUUAAUUCUGGGUUUUGUGUGGGGCCCUGGUGCUCUGUGGACGGGGUCGGCUGUGUUUUUGGACUCUUAUUGCUUCCACAUGCUGCAGAGAAGAGUGUGUACACAUUUUUAAAAAGUCUUUGAAUAGGUGGAAUAAAAAUGGGAAUCUGCACACUGUGUCCCUCAUACUUAUUAAAGCAAUGAUAUGUUGUGGCUGUUGUGUGUUUAAAGGUAGAGCUGCAGUGAUUGGUUAAAAACACUGAAGCACUACAGCCAUUAAAAAAACAAACACUUUGAAGUUUAGCUGAGCUCCCCUUCGAGGUCAUCUUGUCGCGUACCUCAGUCCCUGGAGGUGCUCUUCUGACCACUUGUAUGUGGUCAUAUACAUGUGGUGAUGAGAGGUAAUGGUGAUCAUCUGAAGGAGGACGGUAAACAACGUGAGCCGAGGCUCGUGCCGCCGCUCACCUUAGAAGCGUUUUGGCCGUGCAGACUUUGGGAGCUGUCUAAAAACAGCAGCUGGGUAGAAAUGAGUGGAGGUAAGCAGGAGCUCUGCAACACAGUCAUCUUCUUUGUGUUCUGACCAAACAAUUACUAUAUUCAGCAGACCUGGUAUAUUAAAAAUGGCUUUUACUUGCAGCACGGGACUUAAGGAGGUUUGUUUCAUUUUUUAAAAUUGAACUGGGAGUUAUCAACACAGUGUGCAGAUCUUUUCCCCCUUUCUCCUUUUCAGACAGCAUUUCAAACCCAGUACUUUUUUCAGUGUGAUGCAGGAAAUUUACCCUUCAACACAAUCCAUCCAGUCUGCAGCUGUUGACUGUGGCGUAUGCAGCUGUGCUACACACUCGUUUUGUUGCUUGGUGAUGGGGUUGUUUUUUUCUCGCUCCAGGGAAUAGCUCGCCAAAGUAUAGAUGUUUCCAGUUUCGCAUGCUCUCUGGGGUCAUUCUUGGAAUGCACAGUAGGAAACUGACUUAAGUAGACGAGGCAAAUUAAAACAAAUACACUAUAAAGUUUGUUAAAACACCUCACCAGUUUUAAUAUCUAUCUAUAUAUAUAUUAAAAAAUAGGUUUUAAGAGCAGACUAGUCCUUUAACUAUAGACCAGAAGCUGGAUUGUGACUAUACUUGACACAAAGCAGCCUUUAUGUUAAGGUUGAGCUUUUCAUGAUUUCCCGUCACCACCGUGUGAAUGUGGCACCUCUUUCCAGACCAGCAGAUUCCACAUCCCUGUCCCAGAUCUCCAAGGCUCUGUAACAUGCUGGCACGAUAGGUCUGCGUAGCCUUGUUAUUUACUACUGAAUCCUCAACUCUGUACAGACGCUGAGAAAACGAUCGCAUGGAACCUUGUUACUGUAAUAAUACCCUAUACAGUAUAUAAUAUUUAAUUUUUUGAUAACUUGCAUCAAUGAAAACCUACUUUCAACAAGAGACGGACUUACAAGACUUCCUGUUUUUCUUUUUCUUUGGAGCACAUGGUAUCUAAGGACCUUUGUUUCUUGUCUGUUUUGGUUUAUUUGUUUCCUUGUAGAAUAGAAAGGUUGUUUCUUCAUGUUUCCAUUUGGUUUUUACACUUGUGGGGUUUUGUGUCUUUUACUGUAGGGAGAAGAAUAUGAUGAUAUCGUGUUUAGGAUAGACGAGAUUAACGCUUACGCUAAUAAGUGGCAAUGACAUGGAACAUUUCAGUGAUAGCUAGCUGGUGUGAGGAUACUCAAGAAAUUGUGAACGAACAGUGUCUGGUUUACACUGAGCGAUAAGCAGUGAUGAAUCCUGGGAUAUGAAGUUUCAUGAGUGUACAUUGAAGGGCUUGGUGGUGAUGCAGGCUCUAGAGACCCCUUUCAGAUCUGGGACGUUGCAAAGCUCUUCCAGCUUGGUACUCCGAGUCCUCCGCAGUCUGUAAAAGGCUAACCUCCUUUACUAACAGUGAAGGAGCGAUCGGGUUGAGAUGAUAACAGCUGACUAGUGAACGUGCCUCUAGAGCCUGACCUCCACCUCUGAGAAAUUAAAAGGAUUCUCUGUGUUGCCUUGUUAAUAUUAAUUGUGGACACAUAAUUUUAUAAAUGACAAAGACGUGGAAAUAAAGAUUAUUUAUCUUGUUAUUUA
Messenger RNA from Maylandia zebra (zebra mbuna), 7141 nucleotides. RefSeq names its product ATPase sarcoplasmic/endoplasmic reticulum Ca2+ transporting 3 (gene atp2a3). Lineage: Eukaryota; Metazoa; Chordata; Actinopteri; Cichliformes; Cichlidae. The record is from RefSeq and is a predicted model, not a curated record. Gene Ontology annotation, cellular component: membrane. Gene Ontology annotation, molecular function: ATP binding; P-type calcium transporter activity; ATP hydrolysis activity. Gene Ontology annotation, biological process: calcium ion transport.